Molecule: messenger RNA, 1599 nt
Organism: Vicia faba (fava bean)
Lineage: Eukaryota; Viridiplantae; Streptophyta; Magnoliopsida; Fabales; Fabaceae
Source: the annotation of a GenBank genome assembly
AUGGCUACCAUAGCAACUUCCAUUGUCGUUUCAUUCACAAAACCAUCUUCUUCUUCUCUGUUUCUCACAAAAUUCACUUCCCGCAUUCACUCUGUUUCAUUUCCCAAGCGUUAUCAUUCAACGACGAAGCUCAUGUCGCACACUCUCGCACGUGCCGCCAACCUUGGCCUCACAAACCCCACCAACAUCGAAACCCCGAAGAUCUCUUUUUCUGCCACGGAUAUUGAUGUGACGGAAUGGAAAGGAGAUAUACUGGCUGUUGGUGUUACGGAGAAAGACCUAACAAGAGACUCAAAAUCAAAAUUUGAGAAUCUGAUCUUGAGCAAUAUUGACUCUAAGUUGGAUGGUCUGUUAGCUGAGGCCUCUUCUGAAGAGGAUUUCUCUGGUAAAGUUGGUCAAUCGACUGUUCUUAGAAUUAAAGGACUUAGAUCAAAGAGGGUUGGUUUGAUUGGUCUUGGACAGUCACCUUUCACUACUGCACUGUUCAAGGGUUUCGGUGAGGCUGUUGUCGCGGCUGCUAAGUCUGCUCAGGCUAGCAGUGUUGCCAUUGUUCUUGCCUCUUCUGAAGGACUUUCUUCUCAAUCGAAGCUUAGUACUGCCUUUGCAAUUGCAUCUGGAGCUGUAUUGGGAUUAUUUGAAGAUCAUAGGUACAGGGAGCUUGUAAAUUCUCCUGCUAAUGUUCUUACUCCAGCGGUGUUGGCAGAAGAAGCAUCUAAGGUUGUGUCCUCCUACAGUGACGUUUUCACUGCUAAAAUAUUGGAUGCUGAACAAUGUAAGAAGUUAAAAAUGGGGUCCUAUCUGGGUGUUGCGGCAGCCUCGGCAAAUCCUCCUCAUUUUAUCCAUCUUUGUUACAAACCUCCAAGUGGUCCUGUUAAUGUCAAGCUGGCUUUGGUCGGAAAAGGUUUGACUUUUGACAGUGGGGGCUACAACAUCAAGACCGGACCUGGCUGUUCAAUUGAACUCAUGAAAUUUGAUAUGGGUGGUUCAGCUGCAGUUUUUGGCGCAGCAAAAGCACUUGGUCAAAUCAAACCGCUUGGAGUGGAGGUUCAUUUUAUAGUUGCAGCUUGUGAGAACAUGAUCAGUGGAACAGGUAUGAGGCCCGGCGACAUUCUCACGGCUUCAAAUGGAAAGACUAUUGAGGUUAACAACACCGAUGCUGAGGGAAGACUUACCCUAGCAGAUGCUCUAGUUUAUGCUUGUAACCAAGGCGUUCAUAAGAUUGUUGAUUUGGCAACCUUAACAGGGGCAUGCGUAGUUGCUCUUGGGCCCUCAAUCGCAGGUGUGUUUUCACCUAGUGAUGAGCUGGUAAAAGAAGUUUUGGAAGCUUCUGAACUGAGUGGAGAGAAAUUUUGGAGGCUGCCAUUAGAAGAAAGCUACUGGGAAACAAUGAAAUCAGGAGUGGCUGAUAUGCUGAACACUGGUGGAAGACCAGGUGGUUCUAUUGCUGCUGCUCUUUUCCUGAAACAGUUUGUUGAUGAGAAGGUUCGGUGGUUGCAUAUUGACAUGGCUGGUCCUGUGUGGAAUGACAAGAAGCGCACAGCGACAGGAUUUGGUGUUGCUACUCUGGUGGAAUGGGUUUUGAAAAAUGCUUCUUCUUAA